This is a messenger RNA of Paramuricea clavata, 410 nucleotides long. Lineage: Eukaryota; Metazoa; Cnidaria; Anthozoa; Malacalcyonacea; Plexauridae. The record is from the annotation of a GenBank genome assembly.
AUGGCAACAUUAUGGUUGGAUCUUGGCAAGAUUUUUGAUAAGAUCUUGGCAAGAUCAUGGUGGAAUCUUGGCAAGAUUGUCCAAGAUCAUGGCAAGAUUAUGAUAGAAUCUUGGCAAGAUUGUGAUAAGAUCUUAGAAAGGAUCAUGGUAGGAUCUUGGUAAGAUCAUGGUGGAGUCUUGCCAAGAUCCUCCAAGAUCAUGGCAAGAUUACAAUAGGAUCUUGACAAGAUUUUGAUAUGAUCUAGGUAAGAUCAUGGUGGAAUCUUGCCAAGAUUGUGCAAGAUCAUGGCAAGAUUAUGAUAGAAUCUUGGCAAGAUUGUGAUAAGAUCUUAGCAAGGGCCAUGGUGGGAUCUUGGCAAGAUCAUCGUGGGAUCUUGACAAGAUCUUCCAAGAUCAUGGCAAGAUCAUGA